Protobothrops mucrosquamatus (brown spotted pit viper) is the source of this 1893-nucleotide messenger RNA. RefSeq names its product ubiquitin conjugating enzyme E2 J1 (gene UBE2J1). The transcript is spliced from 8 exons. Bases 141 to 1100 code for a protein of 319 amino acids. The record is from RefSeq and is a predicted model, not a curated record. NCBI's taxonomy places the organism in Eukaryota, Metazoa, Chordata, Lepidosauria, Squamata, Viperidae.
GAGCGGGGAGGGAAGCCCGGCUAGUUAGUUCCUCCUCUCGCCUGACCGCCGCCGGCGUUGUUGUCGCUGCGAAGCGCCUUACGUGGCUGGACUGCUUGCGCUCCGCCGGGCGGAGGACGGCAUCCCAGGCAGGCUCCAUCAUGGAGGCUCGCUACAAUCUCAAAAGCCCGGCUGUAAAACGUUUAAUGAAAGAAGCUGCUGAACUGAAAGAGGCAACAGACCAUUAUCACGCACAGCCUUUAGAGGACAAUCUUUUUGAGUGGCAUUUCACAGUAAGAGGUCCUCCAGAUUCAGAGUUUGAUGGAGGAGUAUAUCAUGGAAGAAUAGUGCUGCCACCAGAAUAUCCUAUGAAACCACCAAGUAUUAUUCUCUUAACGGCCAAUGGUAGAUUUGAAGUGGGAAAGAAAAUUUGUUUAAGCAUCUCAGGACAUCAUCCUGAAACAUGGCAACCAUCUUGGAGCAUAAGAACUGCCUUGCUUGCUAUUAUUGGAUUUAUGCCAACAAAAGGAGAAGGAGCCAUAGGAUCUUUAGAUUACACACCUGAAGAAAGAAGAGCACUGGCUAAGAAGUCUCAAGAUUUCUAUUGUGAAGGAUGCGGAUCACUUAUGAAAGAAGUCCUCCUACCAUUAACUUCAGGGAGUGCCUCAAGCCAGGCUGACCAAGAAGCCAAGGAACUUGCCAGGCAAAUCAAUUUCAAGGCUGAAGGUAAUUCAUCUAGAAAAUCUGUUACUGAACCUUUAGACAUGUCAGAAUUUAACCACCUUGGGAGUUCCCCUGAACAUCAAGAAGAAAUUACAACUCCAGCAUUCCAGGAUACCAUCACCAGUGAAAUGUCUGGAAAUCCAACCAACCCUUACACUUCAAAUCAAGAAGAGCUCCAUUCUCAACCUGCGUCCAAUAAUUCUUCAGUGAGCCCUCGCCAAAGACCCAUCCAGCACAGAAGAGCACCAGGUUCAACCAACUUCAAUCAAGUUCAGCAGCCAAGAGUCAACACAAGCCACGUGGGAUCAAAUAUGCUGAUUCUCCUUCUUGUUUUAGCAUUGGCAGCACUAGUUGUUAGACGCAUAUAUCUAGCCAAUGAGUAUGUAUUUGAAUUAUGAGAUUCUCUCAUUUUAAAGGCCAGUGACUUGAAUGUGUUAUUGAAAUGUUCUAUGUUUGGUAUGUCAUGAGGAUUGUUUACAUAAGAUUACUUUUUUGUAUUUUCUCAUGUUAAAAGUGAAUGCCAAGUGAAUACCUGAUGAGGUAUAUUAAUAUUUUCAAGGAAUAAACACUUUGAUAGUGGUGAAAGUAUGGAUGAUUAACAAUCUGUACAAACUGACAGAUUACCCAAAAUGUCUUUUGAGAAUAUUCUGCAUUAGCAGAAUAUUUAAGGGUGAAGGGACUUACUGCAUUGUGCACAAGCUUUGAUGGGUACUUUUAACUGAUAGAGUCCUAAAAUUGUGUUCUAUGCCAAUAUGGAUUUAUGGAUGAUUAUUCAAAAUAGCAGGACAAUAAAGGUUUAUUCAUGACAGGGCUCCUUAAAUUGAAAUGCAGAAAUGUUUGCAUAGUAAAUGUUAUUAAAUAAAGGAAAGCUGGUAAUAUAUAAUAAGCAUGUUUCCUACCUAAAAAAUUCAGGAAAUGAAAUGUUGUAAAUUGUGAGCAUUUUUUUUUUUAAAAAGUGGGGAGAACAGAAUAUACUUUACUUUUUACUUUUAAUUGUCCUUAGAAUAAUCUUUUGCAAGUUUUGAAGGCUACUUUUAAAAUAUUCAGUUGUGUAUAUUUUGCUUUUUUAAAGCUGAGAAUUCGCAAAAUUGUUAUGUAAUAUUUACCCAAACUUUAUUGUCUAUAACUUAUUUCAGAAAUAUACAUAAUGCAUUAAUUGGUUGUUCAUGUACCCAUCAUUAAAAAAUAAAA